Molecule: messenger RNA, 1058 nt
Organism: Vitis vinifera (wine grape)
Lineage: Eukaryota; Viridiplantae; Streptophyta; Magnoliopsida; Vitales; Vitaceae
Product: mitochondrial import inner membrane translocase subunit TIM14-3
Exons: 5
Coding region: 508-870 (120 amino acids)
Biological process (GO): protein import into mitochondrial matrix
Cellular component (GO): PAM complex, Tim23 associated import motor
Molecular function (GO): ATPase activator activity
Source: RefSeq, a predicted model, not a curated record
CACCAAAUUGACUGGCCGUUGAUCGAAAAUCAAAGGUCCGGAACGAGGUUGAGUUAGCUUCAAGUUCGGCCAACCGACUGAGUUGACUCAAACGAGCCGGACCACACUAACUCUUUGGAUCCGAAAUCCAGAAUCCCCCAGAAAACCAUCGCCGUCGUGUUUCUUUCUUAGGCGGCAAGUUAUUAUUAUUAGAAAACUGCUUGGAGGGAAAGAAAAAAAGACAGAAAGAAAAUUUCAUCUCUCUGUUUUUGCAAGUCUGUGGGUUUCUAUAUUUCUUCCAUUGUUACUUGCUUUCUCUGCAACCAAACGUAGCAUUCUAGUUUCUUUGAAAGAAACAGAAUAAGAAGCUGGUGUUUUGAUUCUCCACGAUCCGAAUAUUGGAGAUAAUUGGUAUUGGAAUUCAGAGCUCUGCCAUUUUGCAAUGGUGUCAUGUGUAAGAAAAGACAGCAACUUUUAAAGAGGAUGACAUGACCAUGAAAGAGCUCAAGUACGACAGACGUUUAACUUAUGUUGGAAAAUCUAAAUUGUAUAAAUGAGUCUCCUUUAGUUCUAGGUGUUACUGUGGCAACUGCUGCCUUGGGAGGUAGAUAUAUGAUUAGAGCGUGGCAAGCAUUCAAAGCUCGCCCUUCAGUUCCUCAUAUUCGAAGAUUUUAUGAGGGUGGUUUUCAGCAUUCCAUGACGAGGCGUGAGGCAGCAUUAAUUCUCGGUGUCAGAGAACAUGCUGUGGUGGAGAAGAUCAAGGAGGCUCACAGGAGAGUGAUGGUGGCAAACCACCCUGAUAGCGGUGGAAGCCAUUAUCUGGCUUCCAAGAUAAAUGAAGCCAAGGAUGUCUUAAUGGGGAGAGCUAAGGGAACUGGUUCUGCAUUCUAAGCUAUACAUCUGAUACAACCAAAAGAACUAUGGUCUCCAAAACUAUUUGUUAUACCAAGCGAUCUAUAUUCUUUACAAUAAAGCUGAUUUGGAUAUUUUUUAUCACUAUAUGAGUACCGAUGAAAGGUAUAUUAUGAGCAUUCAAUGCCAUUACAUGAUAGGGAGUAAUGCCUUGGGUGUUUUGAAUU